Molecule: messenger RNA, 2023 nt
Organism: Dimorphilus gyrociliatus
Lineage: Eukaryota; Metazoa; Annelida; Polychaeta; Dinophilidae
Source: the annotation of a GenBank genome assembly
CAUGGAGGAUCAACCAGACAGUCUCAAUUUUAGCAAUAUAAAGCCAUCACCGAGUAAAACACAACAUAAACCGUUUUCAGGACUGCUAAGAGAAGUUUAUAAAUCGUAUUUGACGGAUAAAGAUGAACUUUCAAAAACUGUCUUGGCUCUCAGAAAACAACUCGAAGAAUCUAAGAAUAGAAUAGCAGGGUUGGAAAAAGAGAGAGACUCAAUACUCGCAAAGGGAAAAAAGUAUUCAGAAAAGUGUGAUAAACUCCAUAAUGACACUGAAAAAUUUAAAAAUGAAAUCGAGAUAUUAAGAGAACAAUUGAAAGGUGGUUGUCCCAAGUGCCAAAUUCUAGAAGACCAAGUUAAAGAGAUAAAGAAAACGAAAGAAGUUUACGAAAAGCUACUUGUUUCUCAAAAGAAACUUGAGUCAAUACCAUCAGCUAUGGUUGAAAAUACAAUGCCAGAUUCUUAUGGAACGGUAUGCGUGAAUGAUACACCAGAUCCUCAAGCUACACCGACCAGAAAAUUUGUUGCGCCUACACCCUUGAGAAGAUCACCAAGGCGAAGGUUGCAGCGAAUAGCUGAAGAAACUCCCACUCCUUCCGGUAGUCGAAGCGCUAAAAGAGGAGCCAUCAGUGAAGACGAAAUAAUUCCUAUGUCGCCUGAACAGGUUCUUUCAAAGCCUAAAAGGAAACGGAUUAACUCAACGCUUUCAGAUAGAGUAACGGAAGAGAAAAAAAAAGAGAAAAAAAAUGAAGCUGAAAAACUCGACAACAUAAGCAUAAUUGAAAAUACUGAGGAUCAUUAUAGCGAAGUUAUCAUUACUAGCAGCAAAGGAAAAAAUGAACAAAGAGUAAAUCAAUUAAAAGUUAUAGAAACCUCUGUAGAUCAUAUUGUUCCAACCUCUAAUGAAAAAAAUCAGAAGAGCACCAGUACAACUCAAGAUUCUAUCUCAGUGACAACAAAUAGUACUAUUGAAGAUGAACCUAAGAGGAUGGGAACAGAAGAAAUAUUUCUAGCUUCUGAUACUGAAGAUAAUGAUAUGGACAAAGUUAAUGGUAUUCGAGAAAAAUUUGAGGCAACCUAUCAUGAAGAAAAAGGAGAUAGCCAAGAUAUAGAUAUUAUUAAUGAAUCGAAGCACACAAUAAAUGAUGAUUCAGUAUUUCAGAAAGGAAAUUUAGACUCUUCCUUUCCAAUUAAUAAAAUAAGGGGUAUUAAUAAAAAAAUGUAUCAUUCAAGACGAGGUACGAAGAAGCAAGCAACGUCAUUAUCUAAUAUAUCUCAAUCAAGUAAAUAUAAUACAAGAACCCGUUCACAAAAAUCAAGCCCCGAAAAAAGCGCAGGUAAUACGAAACGAAAAAGAAAUGUGUCGAGAUCAAACAUUUCGCAAAUCUCAAGAGCAAAAGAAAACAACUCGAGUAUUAGCAGUUCAAUAUCUAGUACAAGAAAAUCAACCAGGCGGACAAAAGUUCAUAAUGAAGACGAGGAAUUACAAGAAGCCCUACGAUUAUCAAAAAUGGAAUACGAAAAUUCUUGUUCUAAUAAUACUAUAGAUUCUGAAGAAACAAUAGUAGAAAGCUUUUUGGGUUCGACCAUACCAUCUUCCAAUAUGACAACGGAUAGCAGCUUAUUACCUUUGGAAAGAGAAGUUAUAGAAAAAUUGAAACCUAAGAAGCCAGAGUUCGCUCAAGUUGAGGUUGCAAGGAAGAAAAAAGACCGAAAAAACAUGGAUGCAUCACCUUGCUUUCAAUGUGAAGCCUAUUUUGCCGAUUUGGAUCCUCUUGAAAGAGCUGAAAAACUAAAACUAUGCAGACAUAAAGCCAAUUUUCGCAAACCGUCAACACCCGAAACAUAUUGGAACGUUGGAUUCCCGAAUACUGAACAUUGUGUUGAAAAAGGCUAUAUGAAUACAACUCAAACAAAACCAUCAAAAUUCAGAAGGAAAAAGGCUUUCAAACAGUUAUUUGAGAGAAAAGAAGGCAAUGAAGAUUAUACAGAAGAGAGAGAUGAAGAAGAAGAGGAGAAUGUUCAUUAA